CACAGACUGAAUGCUAACUUUUCGCAGCUGGGAUUCAAACUCGCUUUCUGCGUCUCCGCUAUGCUGACCCAUUGGUUUGCGUUAUUUGGAUACUGAAUCCCAAGAACGCUGCUUUCAUUUCUGACCGCUGGACUCAAGGAAAUGACAGCAGUUGUGAGUAACUUCUAACAACUACGGGAAUAAAUCAGAUCAACCUUUUCGUCCACUUUCUUCAUCCGUAGCUCCCAUCUGAUGAGUCUCGAGACUUCAUCAGGGACCCGGCCCACUACUCGGGCACUACACAUGGACUCGAGAGGAGCCAAAGUGGCACUUGGUUUUCAGAGGAGUUCUACCUCUGAUGAUGACUCUGGAUGCGCUCUGGAGGAGUACACCUGGGUUCCCCCUGGAUUGCGACCUGAGCAGGUCCAGAUCUACUUUUCCUGCCUGCCAGAGGAGAAGGUGCCAUAUGUCAACAGCCCAGGAGAGAAACACAGGAUCAGACAACUCCUCUAUCAGCUGCCUCCACAUGACAAUGAGAGCCGAUACUGCCAGACCCUUAGUGAGGAGGAGAGUCGAGAGCUCCACAUGUUCAGCAUUCAGAGGAAGGAGGCGGCACUCGGCAGAGGAACCCCAAAACUGCUUCCAAGAGCCCUGCAGCACAUUUGUGAACAUUGUAAAGAGAACAUCAAGGGUGGAGAGAUGGUUGUGUUGGCUUCAAGAGCGGGCCCUGGGCCAUGCUGGCAUGCAGCAUGCUUUACCUGCUCUACCUGUCAAGAGCUUCUGGUAGACCUAAUCUAUUUCUACCACAAUGGAAAAAUCUACUGCGGUAGACACCAUGCAGAACUUCUGAAGCCACGGUGUUCAUCAUGCGAUGAGAUAAUCUUUGCUGACGAAUGUACCGAAGCAGAGGGCCGUCACUGGCACAUGAAGCAUUUCUCUUGCUUUGAAUGCAAGACAAUUUUAGGUGGUCAGAGGUACAUCAUGAAGGAUGGACGACCCUUCUGCUGUGGAUGCUUUGAGUCAUUGUAUGCAGAGUAUUGUGAGGCCUGUGGGGAAAAUAUCGGAGUGGACCAUGCUCAAAUGACGUAUGAGGGUGUACACUGGCAUGCCACUGACAAAUGUUUCUGUUGUGCCCAAUGCAAAACCUCUCUUCUGGGCUGCCCCUUUCUUCCAAAAGAGGGUCGGAUCUACUGCUCUAAAGCCUGUAGCCUAGGUGAGGAUGUCCAUGCCUCUGACUCUUCGGACUCAGCCUUUCAGUCUGCCAGAUCACGGGAAUCUCGGCGUAGCAUACGAAUGGGCAAGAGUAGUCACCCAACAGAGCAGUGUAAGCAGACACAACUCUAUUCAGCAACAGACUACAGGAACUCCAGCCUCUGCAGUGACAACACUGAGACCAUGUGCCAUCAGUUGGAGAGACAAAACUUUGCAGAGGAAAACUAUUGGAGAGACAGGGAUGAGCAGGAAGCCCCUGAGGACUGUGUAGAUGAUUGGGCUGAACAUGAGGACUACAUGACCCAGCUGCUCAUGAAAUUUGGAGACCAUGGAGUCAUCCCGACAGAGGACACCUGGCAGGCUGAGCCAUGGAUUAUAAAAGACUCUGAGUACAAUAGGACCAAACCAGAGAUGAAGAUGAGUGGCCAAAAUUUGGGUAGUAAAAAACAUCACACCGAUAUGUAUUGGGCCCAAUCUCAGGAUGGACUCGGAGACUCUGCCUACGGAAGCCACCCUGGCCCAGCUAGUGCUAGAAAGAUUCAAGAGCUGGAGAUGGAUCAGGGAGCAGGGCCUGGGUUCUGGUCUGAGCCUAGACAAUGGUAUGAAGACUCGUUGGAGUGCAUUGCAAGUGAACUCCGAAAGGCUGAGCACACCAUUGGAGACUCUAUGGACUCUCUAGCACUCUCAAACAUUACAGGAGCUUCAGUUGAUGGAGAUGGCAAAAACAGACAGAUCAUCUACUCAUUCCAAAACCUGAAAGAGCAGGAAAGAGAGGAGGAAGACUGUGACAACAUAAGUAACAUGGGCACACUAAACUCCUCAAUGCUCCACAGGAGUGCUAAUUCCCUGAAGAGUCUAAACUCAGAGCUGGACCAUGAAGGGGCACUGGAGGUGGAGGGAGAAGAUGAGAAGGAAGAGGACAGAAUUCCAACUUAUUUUGGAGAGGAACUACCCUCUCUGCUCCAUCUUCCUCUGCUGAGAAGGACCAAGUCUCAAUCGCAGCCCCAAUCUAGACCUCAACAAGUGAAGUUCUCUGAUGAUGUUGUGGAUAAGGGAUACUAUGGUGAAAUGGGAUUGAGGCAACCACCAAUGAGUGAGAGAACUCGCAGACGGACCCAUUACAGAGAGGAGCCACCAAGAUGUCCUACCACCAGACAUCAUCACAAAGGCAGACAAAGUCGGAAAACACGUUCAGAAAAUGCAUUGCAUCUUCCUUCUAAGGAGAGGGCAAAGUUGAAUGUUGGAAUGCCAAAAGAAAUUGGUUUGAGCACACCUGAACACAGGAACGGUAUUCUUUUGAAUCCUUCUGCUCACAGCUAUCACCAAACUUAUUCAGACUAUGCUCAGCAGGGUAUGGUCCGAGUGGACCACGUCCAAGUCUUUUGUGGCGAUGAUGAAGAUGACUGGUGUUCAACAUGCUCCUCUUCAUCUUCAGAGUCUGAGGAAGAGGGGUUCUUCCUUGGCCAGCCAAUCCCCAAGCCCCGAUCCCAAAGCUUACAUUAUUGCACAGAGGACUAUCCGACCCGGGUCACAGCUUUAACGCCCCCUUACGGCUCACGGACCAAACCUAAAAGGAAAGGCCACAAGGGCAAGAACUGCAUAAUUUCUUAGAUGUUAGACUAAAGAUAUCCAGCCUGCCUCUGUUGCAGUUGGAACAUAAACAUGCCCGACUGUAAAGAAGCUGGAAAACUCUUUUUUUUUUUUUUUUAUAUUGAGAUUUAAUUUUGUGUCUUUACAAGAAUGAUGUGCCAGUUGUGUUGGUGUUGAACAAAUGAAAGUAACUUGCAAUAUUUUCUUGAACAUAGUAUAGCAAAAGUAAUAUUCUCAAAAGCAAAAUUACUGAGUAGCAUGUGGACUAACUAAAUAAUUAUUUAAUAGUGCAAGCAUUGUAUAUUUGUUAAAUUAAGAUUGGAAUACUGAUAUUUUUUUAUAUUCAAAUGUUUUCAAUGAUUAAUUACCACAAUUUCUUGCCUCAAAAGGAAUUAUGAUUACUAAUGAUCAAAAUUGACCAGGGUUUUGCAAAUGCAACAUAUAUAUGCACUAUCCAUAUGUUUAAUGGUCUUGCUGUAUAAACAUGUGGGUGUCCAUGAUAUGCUUAUUCGCUUAAACAGUGUUGGGGGAGAUCUGACCUCUAUCAUGUACAUUUCCUACAGGUAAACAUACUAUCCCUUUUUAACAUUAAGAUGUCAAUAAAACAAUUU
Xyrauchen texanus (razorback sucker) is the source of this 3392-nucleotide messenger RNA. Its product is annotated as prickle-like protein 1. Gene Ontology annotation, molecular function: zinc ion binding. Lineage: Eukaryota; Metazoa; Chordata; Actinopteri; Cypriniformes; Catostomidae. The coding region runs from base 232 to 2802 and encodes 856 amino acids. The record is from RefSeq and is a predicted model, not a curated record. The transcript is spliced from 8 exons.